Messenger RNA from Parathielavia appendiculata, 1656 nucleotides. RefSeq lists its product as uncharacterized. The record is from RefSeq and is a predicted model, not a curated record. The transcript has a single exon. Gene Ontology annotation, molecular function: zinc ion binding. The coding region runs from base 1 to 1656 and encodes 551 amino acids. NCBI's taxonomy places the organism in Eukaryota, Fungi, Ascomycota, Sordariomycetes, Sordariales, Chaetomiaceae.
AUGUCCCUGUCCCCAACCACAGGAAUGAGCAGGCUUUCAAUAGAGUGCAACUCGGCCCCAUCACGAGACCAAGGCCGGAUGCAGUCAGGUCGCCGAAGCUCUCCGGUGCCCGGUUCCGAGCACUCCUCGGAUGCAAGCGACUGGGAGGCUGGAGAGGAGUCAGAGGACGAGAAGGGGGAAAAUACAAAGCUUGUCUCCUCCCCAACGGGGCUGAAGUAUAACAUUUCCCGACUCUCUCCGCGGACCAGGGGGGUGGUCAAGGGGCUCUUCAACCAGGCUUCCUCGAACGAACCCCCUCAGAUAACGCUCGAGCUCUGUGGGAUAAGGGAAGAGGACACUGAAGACGACGGCCUCUUCUACGCGUUUCAGAUGCAUGAGGUGGUGCCUUGCUCCGUCCGAAUCGGCGCCCGAGACAGCGGGAGGUUCUCCGAGCCGAGAUGCGAAUGCCCGGAUGCUAAGUAUCGACAAAUGAGGCCGUGCAAGCACCUCAUCUGGCUAUUCGACAGGCUCUCGAAGCACAUCCUGUUAGACCACGAUCCCGACACAGAACUCACUUUGACCGAGCUUGGCUACGCUGAGGAGCUGGGAGACCCGUUUGAACAGAUAUCACAAAUACGCCUCGAUGUCUUGGCUGAUAGUCUCCGCUGUGACACUUCGGAGCCCGACAGUGAUACCGUUUCUCCCAACCCGGCCCGCGUGAGGGAGGCCCGAGAGAUGGUUGCCGCGGUGGCCGGGAUCCAGCCCUAUGAGCUCGAUGACUACCGACUCGAACUCGAAACAUCGUACGACCCCAACGUCCUGAUACGGCGCGGCGACCUCGGAGCCACCCUGUUCUCUCUCAUUCUCGCUUCACACUCGCUCGCGGAGUGGGUUCGUUCUGAGCUCGAUCCAUCCGAUCCAGCUGUCAACCCGUUUCGAAAGAUACAGCACCGGGUAGAUCGUAUCAUCCAGGAGUUGAAUGCAUACUCGGGAGCUCAGCAGGAUGAAGAAGCUGCUGAGGUAUACCAAAGGCGGGGAAAGCGGGCAGAAGGUUUACGAGAUGCGAGCUGGGCUUGUAAUCAGAUUGAACACUGCGUUACACAGAUCGAAAAGCUCAUCUCACGCGGCUCCAACCCGCUCCCCGAAUGGGCCCGGCCGUCGGCGGCCCGGGCGCUCGUCAGCAUCCUCAAGGUUGUCAUCCACAAUCGGGAACUGUACAGGCGCUUGAUCGGAGACAACGACGGCAACUUUGUCUACUCGGCACUCGACAUGCUGGCGGACCAGACCCAGUACAUCGACGCGCUCGAGGAGAUUUUGGACUUGAUCGGCGUCUAUGGCGCCCCUUCUUCCUACGUGGCCAAUAUGCGCGGCUUGGUCACACGUAUGCGGAGUCACAAACCCACUGAAACCACCGGCGCGGCGAACGAAAGCCGUGUCCCGCGGCGCGAGACACCGCCCUUGCACCAACCGACGCCGGGAGGCCCUCAGCAUGCCGAGUCGAGUCGCUCUGGCAGCGGACACUUCCUGGACCCCGGGCUGCCGGCGAGCUUGACAAGUGGCGGUCGAGGCGGCGGUGGCCGUGGUAGGGGAAAUGGGAGGGGCUCGAAACGUCCCGUGCCUCGAAGCAGUCCACAGGACCAUGCUAGAGGUUCCAGGAAGAGAGCGCGUGGGGCGUGA